AUGGCACCGGCAUUACAUUCAAGAGGCCUACUACUAGCCAUGGACCUACCCUAUCGACACACCGUGCUCCAACUUCGAUCUCAAAUCGUUCAAGUCAGGAUACGGAGUCAUCAUGUCGCGAGACAAUUGUCAAGUAGGAGAAGCUGCUUGCAGAUAGGUUCAAGACCUACUCUGUCAUUAGCUAUUCUAUCCCCUAAAUGGACGAGGUACUACAGCCAGAAACCAGUAGUACCAAAUGAUAAAACCUCUAUCCCAGCUUCUUCUUCAAUAGAACCGAAACCUGCCACUUCCAUACCUCCUUUACCAGCCUCCGACGAGGCAGAACUACAUGAAUCGCCAUACACUUUACCCAACGCUUUGACAUUAGCUAGGAUUAUUGCAUGUCCAUUUUUGGGUUAUACGAUCGUACAAGGGGAUUUCGCUUGGGCAACGGGGAUAUUAUUCGCUAGUGGUGUAUCAGAUUGGCUGGAUGGGUGGUUGGCGAGAAGAUACAAUUCUCGUUCAGUCUUGGGAUCGAUAUUGGAUCCAGCAGCUGAUAAAGCUCUGAUGACCACUUUGGUCGGAACGCUAGCGUGGUCAGGGCUCUUACCCCUACCCCUUGCUAUCCUCAUCUUCGGAAGGGAUCUCGGGUUAUCCAUCUCAGCGUUCUACUUCAGGUUUAUAUCCCUACCAAAACCUCGUACAUUGAAACGAUACUUUGACGUCUCCAUACCUUCUGCCGAGGUGAAGCCCACGCAGAUUAGCAAGAUCAAUACAGCCCUUCAGCUGUUACUCAUGGGACUAACAACCGUCUCUCCGUUGUUGGGGUACUCGAUAGCCGGGCCAUUACAGGCAUUACAGUGGACAGUAGCCGGUACGACCAUAUGGAGCGGGUUCAGUUACUUAGGUAGAUCAGGUGUAAAGAUACUAAAACAGCCUGGGAAGAAGUUGUUAUAA
Molecule: messenger RNA, 936 nt
Organism: Kwoniella botswanensis
Lineage: Eukaryota; Fungi; Basidiomycota; Tremellomycetes; Tremellales; Cryptococcaceae
Exons: 7
Coding region: 1-936 (311 amino acids)
Biological process (GO): cardiolipin biosynthetic process
Cellular component (GO): mitochondrion; membrane
Molecular function (GO): cardiolipin synthase (CMP-forming) activity
Source: RefSeq, a predicted model, not a curated record